CUCUGCCGUGACGUCUCCCUCCUCUCCUCUCCUCUCCUACUUACACACACCUCGGCCCGCCCCCCUUUCCCUCCUCCCACGCUGGAACUGGAAGGUACGCGCCCCCCUCACGCAGCCAGCAAAGCACGAGCAGGCUAGCGCAGCAGCAGAGUGCGCAGAGGCGGGCGAGGGAGAGAGAAGGGGGGCUCGGCGCGCUCGCUAGCUCGGAAGGGGAUCUCGUCGUCCGGCCGGCCGCUAUGGAGGGGGAGGAGGGCGGCGGCGGGGUGGACUGGGACAGCCUGGCCGAGGCCGCGUCGGGGGCCGUCGGCGCGCUCGUCAGCACCACCGUCCUCUACCCGCUCGACACCUGCAAGACCAAGUUCCAGGCUGACGUCCAGACGGACCACGGCGGACACAAGUACAGGAACCUCUCAGAUGUCUUUUGGGAGGCAAUUAAGAAGAAGCAGUUUCUGUCCCUGUAUCAGGGCCUCAAGACCAAGAAUGUCCAGUCGUUCAUUUCGCAGUUCGUUUACUUCUAUGGCUAUAGCUAUUUCAAAAGAGUCUACCUGGAGAAGAGUGGAGCAAAGUCCAUUGGAACAAAAGCCAACUUGUUGAUUGCAGCCGCCGCUGGUGCUUGCACGGUUGUCGUGACACAGCCACUGGAUACGGCAUCUUCUAGAAUGCAAACGAGUGCCUUUGGAAAGUCCAAAGGGCUGCGAGCAACUCUUGCCGAAGGUACUUGGCUUGAGGCAUUCGAUGGCUUGGGCAUUUCCCUUAUGUUAACAUGCAAUCCUUCAAUUCAGUACACUGUAUUUGAUCAGCUUAAGCAUAAGCUAAUUCAGAGGCAGAAACGUAAAGCAGAAUCAGCAGGUGAUUCUACCCCAGUUGCUCUUUCUGCCUUCUCGGCAUUCCUCCUUGGUGCCAUCUCAAAAAGUGUUGCUACAAUCUUGACUUACCCAUUGAUCAGGUGCAAGGUCAUGAUUCAGGCUGCCGACCCUGAUGACGAUGAUGAAGACGAAUCUGAGAGGCCAGGCCAUUCAAGGCCUCCCAAAACAAUGUUGGGUGCCAUGUGUGCUAUGUGGCACAAUGAAGGGAUCCCAGGCUUCUUCAAAGGAAUACAUGCUCAGAUACUAAAGACGGUUCUGAGCUCCGCAUUACUGCUAAUGAUAAAGGAGAAGAUUUCAAAGUUUACUUGGAUCUCACUGCUUGCCCUGCGGCGGUAUCUCUUUGUCUCUCAGAAGAGAAUCAAGAGUGCAUAAAUUUGGAAUCUCUUCACUGUAUCAUACACGAUCACCCCCAACAGCCAAUCUUAAUGUCCAAACGUCCACGGGGUAUUUCAAGAUCCUAUACGAAAUAACAGAAGGACAGAAGCCAAACAGCACCAUGUAAUGUGGAAUCACCUUCAUAGCGUCAGGGAAUGUUUUGAAUAAAUUUGUUUGUUUUUUCCCCCUUAAGCUCUGAGUCUCUGAUGCUUACUGAAAUGAGAUAGGUGCUGCCCAGGACUAGGACUGGUGAUGUUGUCUGUACUGCAAUGUGUAAAAUAUCACUUUUUUUAUAUUCCUUCUUUCUUUGUUGGAAAUCGAAUUAUAGCAAUUCUCA
Messenger RNA from Lolium perenne, 1578 nucleotides. RefSeq names its product peroxisomal adenine nucleotide carrier 1. NCBI's taxonomy places the organism in Eukaryota, Viridiplantae, Streptophyta, Magnoliopsida, Poales, Poaceae. Gene Ontology annotation, molecular function: ATP transmembrane transporter activity; ADP transmembrane transporter activity. Gene Ontology annotation, cellular component: peroxisomal membrane. Gene Ontology annotation, biological process: fatty acid beta-oxidation; ATP transport; peroxisome organization. The record is from RefSeq and is a predicted model, not a curated record.